This is a messenger RNA of Entrophospora sp. SA101, 273 nucleotides long. Lineage: Eukaryota; Fungi; Glomeromycota; Glomeromycetes; Entrophosporales; Entrophosporaceae. The record is from the annotation of a GenBank genome assembly.
AUGUCAUGUUUUACGGCUAAACCGUAUGACAAUUUACCUGGUUGUUCAAGUCCAGCUGCAGUCAGAGUGAUCACUACACCAAUUUUUUUGCCAUCAUCUACACAUAUUGGAACUAAAAAUAAGCUUCCAAUACCCUUUCCGCCUGAAUCUGAUCUUUCAAUUAUUAAUAAGGUAGAUGAUAAAGUGGAAGCAGACGAUGAAACAUCGAGAUCAAGAAGAAGGUUUGCAAGAAGUUUAAUAGAUAAAAUAUUUCUAUUCCCAGAAAAGUUUUAG